Messenger RNA from Chondrus crispus (carragheen), 1215 nucleotides. RefSeq lists its product as hypothetical. The transcript has a single exon. The record is from RefSeq and is a predicted model, not a curated record. The coding region runs from base 1 to 1215 and encodes 404 amino acids. Lineage: Eukaryota; Rhodophyta; Florideophyceae; Gigartinales; Gigartinaceae.
AUGCGCUUCCUCGCCAUCUGUCUCGUUCUCUUCAUCCCCUCCGCAUCCUCCGUCGCACGUGUCGCCGCACCGCAUUCCAACCUCACCGGCCGCCCUCCCCCGCCCCCUUUCAUCCCGCCCGCCACCUCCGCCCCACCAAACCCCCGCCAACCGCCCCCUGACUUCCUAUCAUUACACUCCACACUUCACCCAAUCACACCUUCCGCCUCCUACGCAUCCCGCCGCCGCGCCUUCCAGCCCACCCUUCUGGAACACACCGCCGCGCUCCCGCUCUUCUCCAUCCUCACGCACCGCCUCCAACCGGCCCGCACCCCCAAUGCCACCGAUGCGAGCGCCGCGCCCAGGGGGCUGACGUUGGACGCGUGCGCCACCCCGUCCGCGUGCGCCGCCAUGCGCCGCUGCCUGGACAUCUCCUCCUUCCCGUCCUCCACUCUCUGCUCCGCGCACCCCGAGUGCUUCUGCCUCCCGCCGGAGCCGCAGCCGUGCGCGAGCACCGCGCAGUGCGUCCCCGGCGAGGUGUGCGUCAUGCUGCCCGACUUCCCCACCUCCUUCUGCGUUUCCGCCGCCGUCGAGCGCCACGCCCCGGCCUUCACGGAGAUCCCCGCCGACCAUCCGCACGCCCUCCCGGACACCGCCCUCUCCGGCCUCACGUUCGACUAUUGCCAGGAGCAGCGCCACUGCGCCGGCGACAGGGACUGCACAUUCUUCGACGGCAUCGACUCGAUGAGCGAGCCGUGCGAAGGGCGCGACCCGUGCAUUUGCCUCCCGCCUUCGCUGAGAUCUUGUUAUACUGUUCACGACUGCCCCAAGGGGGAGAUCUGUGUCACGUACCCGUCCCGCGAAAUCCAGAACGUCUGCCUGUCUGCAAGCACUGCCACCGCCUUCCCUGACGUUUUUCUGGCGCCGUCCCCGACCCCGGGCACCACCACGGCUAACGCUUCAGGGAGGCUCACAUUGGAGAAAUGCAUGUUGUCCACGGAAUGUGUAGGUACACGAGAAUGCUAUCGAUCGCCUCCUAGCGCUCGCAUUCCUUGUCCAAGCACGCUGUAUCCCAAUUGCAGAUGCUUUCCAAUUCAGUUAGAGUUGUGCUCAGAUUCCGGUCCCUGUGAAACGGGAGAGGUCUGUGCGAUUGAAAGGGACACAAGUGCCUCGAUCUGUGUAUCGCAGAAUGCCAUAGAGAAAGAACCCGACCUUAUUGUUCCUAAGCCGUUGUAG